Messenger RNA from Podarcis lilfordi (Lilford's wall lizard), 37554 nucleotides. NCBI's taxonomy places the organism in Eukaryota, Metazoa, Chordata, Lepidosauria, Squamata, Lacertidae. The record is from the annotation of a GenBank genome assembly.
AUGCGUUUCCACAAGUUCUGGGGUACUGUUCAUUAAGCUUUACUGUGUCGCAAACAAGAUGUUGUUCGCUGUUUCUGCAUGGCAUCUUAAAUAGGAUGGAAGAAUGCUUGAUACGUAUUAAUACGUCUUUCGAUCCCAUUUGCAGGCCUGAAGACCAUUGUGGGGGCCCUAAUUCAGUCAGUGAAGAAGCUCUCGGAUGUGAUGAUCCUGACCGUGUUUUGUCUGAGUGUAUUUGCUUUAAUAGGGCUGCAGCUUUUCAUGGGGAACUUGAGGCAUAAAUGCCUGAUUUGGCCACCUGAAAAUUUUACUUUUGAAAGCGACUUCAAUAAUAGCACAGUGGGAGAAAAUGGUACUUUUGUUAACAUUACAGAGAGCACCUUUGACUGGGAGGAGUACAUUGAGGAAGAAAGUAAGCAUGAUUGAUACGAAUAUAUACACCUACAUAGGACGUGUGUUGUGCAAGUUAUAUAUAUAAAAAAGCUGAAACAUUAAAAUUAGGGAUGCAACAUUUGGUCCAAGCAGUUGACUGUUUCACCUGCCUAAAAGCCUUUUGAUCUGCUGACAAAAUGGUCUCUUCCAAUUAAUCAGGCAGCAAAUUUCUUUUUUAAAAAAAAAUCAGCAAGUCAUGUUUUAAUACGCACUUACAAAAGCCACAAGCAACAAAUGCCACCACUGGAGGCAUUUCUCCUUUUCUCUUGCACAGGAGGGAAUGCAUCUUUUAAGACGUGCCAUCACCUAAAAUUAAAAAAAGAGUAUUAUUCUUCAGAACUUUUCUUGUUAUUCAUGCACAAAUUUAUGCAGUUCAAAUCAGUGAACUCUGGAGUGAGUAAUCAACUAAGAUUUCUUUAAUUUGUGUAGCAAUCCUUAUCCUUACUCUCAAUCAAUAAGGAGCUUUUAGCCCUCAAGUGCCAAGACAACAGUGACUUGGAGAGAGAUUCCUAGGUAUUUUAAAAAAAAAAAAAAACCGAAACAAAUAUUUGCAUAACUUUGUGUAAUUUUUUUUAAAAAGAAGUGUAUUCUUUCCUUUGGCGGGAUCCAGACUACCUAUGGGUAGGAAUGGGAGAGGUAUUUUUUCCUUGCAGCCUACUCUGCCUCUCCCCAGAAGGCUGCUGUAGGGGACCAGCCCAUGGGACCCAUCAGAAAAGCAGGGGAGGUGGCACUGAGAGCUGCCGGGAGGAAGGGGAGAUGCUAAAAAUGGCCUCUCCCACUCCCCUUCCUCCAGCGGGAGCCUCUACUGCAUCUUGAGCUGCUCUGCAAAUGGAAAGACAAGAUGGGGACCAAAUCACUUGGUUAUAGUUCUAUAUGGAUCUGUGUUUCAUAACAGCAACGACUGAAAAAUACAGUUCUUUAUCCUUUCCCCCCCAAAUCAGGUCAUUUUUAUGUUUUGGAAGGACAAAGAGAUGCCUUGCUUUGUGGCAACAGCUCUGAUGCUGGGUAAGAAUUUUUAAUAAUUUGUUGAAUUCUCUACAAUAAAACUAAGGAGCACCAAGCCUCUUGACUGAGAGGUACCUGAACACUCCGGCACCUGUUAGGAGCUUUGGUAUGAGUGAGCAAUGUCAACUACACACACACAUACCCUUUCGCAAGCAGUCCUAGGAGUCCAGAAUGUGCCCAUACCAGGCUAGGAUAUAACCUAAUGUAAAUAAGGCAUCUAGUUUAGGAUAUAGGAUCAAGAUAGGUUAUUGGAAAUACAUUUACUGGCUUACUCUCUGUAAAAAAAUAUUUAAGUGAGAUAAUAAAGCAGUUUGGCAAUUAGGUGCACGGGUUUCUCCUAGGGGAGAGAGAAGAGUAUGCAUAUGCCAGCAAUUAUCUCCUUUGAAACGAUCUGGGCUUAAUUGCUAGAGCAGCUUUCUGAUUCCAGAGGUCACCUUCUGCAAAACUGCAUUGGCUGGAGCGGGGUGUGUGUGUGUGUGUGUGUGUGUGUGUGUGUGUCGCUAUUUAUGAUCCUAUCUUUAGCUAAUGGGUUAGAGCUGACAACCCUACACAUGACAUAGGGAUUUCCCAGCCUAAGCUUUCUCUCUUUUGCAAUGUGGCACGUUUAUCUGCCUUUUUAAUGUCAUAAGGUGGUUGGUUUGUACCUAACUCCCUUGAUUAAUUCACUUGGGGGUAGGGAAGCUCUUUCAGCCACCUUCCUUUAUGGACAACUUUUAGGGAGCCAGUGGUGGGUGAGGCCAGAGGCAAAAGAGGGCACAACACUUAUGGUGAAUAUUGCCUUUGUUUGGGAGGCUAGUUUCUUCGCUCUACCCUCUAACAAGAAGCAUGAUUGGGUUUCAAGGGCUGGCAAAAGCAUUCAGGGAGUUCGAGGGAGCCUGUGUGGCCUUAAGAGACCCCAGAUGAGAGUUUUGACAGAGAGGCCUUGUUUGUUCCACGUCCCUGAAGCCCCUAAAGAAGAUCAGUGCGGCUGUUGCAGACUCUUACCAUUUGAAAAGGCUCUCCCAAAUUUUUGUCUGUGUCUAGUGGUCGUUGGAUGCUAUUUGCUGAUACCUCAUUUGAGAGGUAUAGUCAUAGUGAAGAUGCCUAUGUAACAAAUGAAUAAGUAACAUGGAAUUAAGAAUAUGGAUCGAAAUUAAGGCUAUAGAUAGUAAAGAGAAAUGAAAGGCUUAAAAGCGACUCUGGAGCUAAGCAUGCCUCUGUUGUUGUUGUUGUUUAGUCGUGUCCGACUCUUCGUGACCCCAUGGACCAGAGCAUGCCAGGCACUCCUGUCUUCCACUGCCUCCCGCAGUUUGGUCAAACUCAUGCUGGUAGCUUCAAGAACACUGUCCAACCAUCUCGUCCUCUGUCUUCCCCUUCUCCUUGUGCCCUCAAUCUUUCCCAACAUCAGGGUCUUUUCCAGGGAGUCUUCUCUUCUCAUGAGGUGGCCAAAGUAUUGGAGCCUCAGCUUCAGGAUCUGUCCUUCCAGUGAGCACUCAGGGCUGGUUUUCUUAAGAAUGGAUGUGUUUGAUCUUCUUGCAGUCCAUGGGACUCCCAAGAGUCUCCUCCAGCACCAUAAUUCAAAAGCAUCAAUUCUUUGGCGAUCAGCCUUCUUUAUGGUCCACCUCUCACUUCCAUACAUCACUUCUGGGAAAACCAUAGCUUUACCAAACUUCAAUCCUAUUAAACAAGCCCUUUUAGCUUUGUGCUGAGUCAUUGCAGUAGCAAAAUGUUUGCUUGAGAGCCAAUUAGAAAUAAUAAAAUGAGGUGAUAAAAUAUUUGAGUUGCAUUUAAAUUAUUCCAUGAGCAUUUGGCCUUGGAAUUAAUCAUAACUGUUUCAUUAUUAGUCCAGAAGCUUGUCUGUGUUUGUCGGUUGCAUAAAAAAUUGACCAAGUGCCCUGUGGCAACUUAAAAGUCUUAACAGAUUGAAUAGCAUGAUGAGUCUGAGACAUACACUCCUUCAUCUCGUAUGUGAACUGAAUUUAAUGUUAAUGUUAAUGUUAGAUUUAUCUUUAAAAAUACAACUGUAUAUAUUUUUUUCUGAAUGAAAUCUUGUAGACUCCCAAUGGAAUCUUGUAGACUCUACAAUAUAACUUUGGAAAUGAAAGAUUAGACACCUUGGUCAGUGGUUCAGCUACUUCUGGGGCAAUUCACAGCAAACUAAGGCUUACAACCAAUAUUGCCUUAUAAAACAUACUUCCAAGGCAUAUGUUGUUGUUUUUUUAAGAAUAAUUUUUUAUUAACCGACCAAUCACAUCAAAUCAAACCAAAUUACAUAAAUUCCAAAUUACACAGCCGAAUUUUAAAUUUUUGUUGGGGGUACCCAUAUUUCAAGUUCGAAGGGAUCCAAUCAACUUCUUGCUUCUUACUGCUGUUUUAAUGUCCACAAAUCUAACCUUAUGAUGUUCACAGUACUAUCCAGUCCUUUCUUAUUAUUUUUCCACAUCUCUUGUUGUUAUUUUCAUAUAUUUUUCCUUUCUCUUUGUGACCUCUGAUAGUCUCCGCAAGCUGGUUAGAACAGUUUGUAAUCCUGCGUGGAUAUUAAUUUUUUUAUCCAGUAGCCAUAUCCAGACGUUUUCCAUAUAACAUCACUUCCAUACAUCAAAACAGUCUUAGCGUCAUUAAUCUUCACCAAUCUGCCUCCUUUCUCAAAACCUCUGAGGAGAUUUACUAGGAAUGCAGUCUGAAAACAAAUCCGUUCUUCCUCCCGGCUAUAAAUCCUUUGGCAAGAUGGCGACUCCGAAUUAAUUGCUGCGCCAUUCCCAAAAGCUCUUAUUGCUUCUCGGUGUCCAUAAAGCAUACUUUUGGUUAAAGUUUAUCUCCACGCAGACCUUAAUCAUCCUGCUUGGGUCAGUUCAACCGAUGGUUCUAAUGAGGAGGGGUUCUUGUAAAUCACAUAGAAGGAAAGUAAAAAAGGUUCCCCCCCCAUUCAGCCCCGUUGUCAACAUACCCCGCCUUUGGUAUAUCUUCAUCGUAAAAUAUUCCUGUUUCUCCAGCCCGUCGUCUUCUUUCGCAGAGGUCACUUAAAUUAGCAGACUUCACUCCCCUUCUUCACUUGAAAUAUGUGCAUUUGCUUCUUUUGUAAUUAAUUAUUCCAAAUUGCUGCAACUAGUGCGCGAUCAGAGACAGCAUCCAGGGGAGCCGAUGUCCACACGGGGGCAUUCUGCCUAGGGCCCUCACCCCCUUCUUUCGAAUUAGGGGGUGAUUUAUGGGCACAGCAGGCAAGGGCAGUGUUCCCCAUUUCCUUGGGGCAACAAGGGAGGCUGCCUACUCCCAUAACAGCCUCUUAAUUACCCCGUGUGGGUCGGAGAGAUGGUAUUGUCGGCCAUCUUCUAAUGCGCCCCCUAGUGGCCCCCUUCCAAGGCAUAUGUAGAUGCAAAGCCUCAUUUCAGAAAUAAGCAGACUUACAGUGCAGCCCUGUACAUGUCUACUCAGAAGUAAGUCCCAGUGAAUUUAGUGGGGCUUACUCUGAGGUAAGUAGGAAUAGGAUUGCAGUCCCAGGCACGCAUUGCUCCUAAAUGAAAUCUAUGGACUUAAGUUAGCAAAGACUAGGUUUGUUUCAUUCAUUUUAAUGGGACCUCUAAGCGCACCUAACUUGGUCUGGAUCUAACCUCUUAAUUCUGAAGAACAACUAGGAAAACAAACCAUUCAAUUUAGGGGGGGAAAUGUGGCCUUGAAAUACCACACAAUGGAAGCAAAAGAAAUAUUGUGUUGUGUUUCACUAUGAUUUCCUUUUUCAUAGUCAAUGUCCGGAAGGAUAUGUGUGUGUAAAAGCUGGCCGAAACCCCAACUAUGGCUACACAAGUUUUGAUACCUUCAGCUGGGCCUUCUUGUCGCUCUUUCGGCUGAUGACUCAGGACUACUGGGAAAACCUUUACCAACUGGUGAGAACUAUCACGAGGCAUGCUUAGUAUGUAUGAUAAUAAAGCGGAAGCUUUUUUCUUGCUGACUGUGUGUAACUUUUCAAAAAACCUGACGCAAAACCUGAAGCAAUUAGUUAUAAUUUAUGCAUAUUUGGGGCGUCAUUACAAUUUGCAGUUGAUGAAUAGGCAAGGCAGUAUCAUCGGCAGAAAACCUAACCGGUGAGACCUUGUUGUUUCUCCCCACACUAGACCUUAAGAGCUGCUGGCAAAACGUACAUGAUCUUUUUUGUCCUGGUGAUUUUCCUGGGCUCUUUCUACCUGAUCAACCUGAUCCUGGCCGUUGUUGCCAUGGCCUACGAAGAGCAGAACCAAGCCACCAUGGAAGAAGCAGAGCAGAAGGAGGCCGAGUUCCAGCAAAUGCUGGAGCAGCUGAAAAAGCAACAGGAAGAAGCCCAGGUAGCUUUCUUCUGGAAAAUGCACUGCUUGUAAUGCACUUGCUAUAAUGUGCUGACAUAAACUUGUAUCUUAUCAGAUUUUUAUGUUCCUGGGCAGCACCUGCCAAGGCCCUCACUGACAUCCAGAGCUCUCUGGACCUUCUGAUGUUCUCCUUCUUGUUGCCACUUACUAGCCUGCUUGGUCUCCCUCUCUCUAUCUCCACCAAGUGGGAGUGAUAGGACCGAGGAGCCAGAGAAGCUAGUUGACUUUCCAGCCCUUUCCCUCCAUAUGGCCAACAGAGAAGAAGUGGGUGACUGCAGGAGCCAAGCAGAAUGGUCGGGGUUGGGCAAUAGGGGCAACGUUCCUCCAAAUCUGCAGCUGGCAUUGGAUUUAAGCCUCCCUACGGGAUGAGCUCCCGUUGUUUGGUCCCUGCUCCUGCCAACCUAGCAGUUCGAAAGCACUUCAAAGUGCACUCCAGCGGGAAGGUAAACAGCGUUUCCGUGCGCUGCUCUGGUUCGCCAGAAGCGGCAUAGUCUUGCUGGCCACAUGACCCGGAAGCUGUACGCCGGCUCCCUUGGCCAAUAAAGCGAGAUGAGCGCCGCAACCCCAGAGUCGUCCGCAACUGGAUCUAAUGGUCAGGGGUCCCUUUACCUUUAAAUAUCACAAAACAGCGAGUCUGCUACCGUUAAACACUUGGUGCUAAAUAAAUAAAUAAAUAAAUGUUUAGCGGGUGUUUAUGUACUUAUAUUUAGCCUCAACUUGUGUUGCAUUAAUCAAAGGUAUUGGGACUUUGUUUCAAUGUGUACCUUUCCUCCAUAAAUGUGCUUUGCUCUCCUCACGCCACCUUAAAAUACUUGGUGUCACCUGAGGCACUGCCAAGCUGACUUUGUAUGAGAAUUCCGGGAUUCCAUCAUUCCAGGGGAUGAUUGCCCUAAAGUAUGGAAGCCUGCAUAGUGUGACUGGAGCGUAUCCACCCCAUGCCUUCCCUCCAUUUUCAGCUGAGGCGUAUUCUUAUUGCAUAUCCAUGAGGUCGCUAAAUACAAGGAAGGAGAGGCGGACAGUACUCACUAGGCUGCACAUAUGCUAGUCCCACCCCUAAUCUCUGUGUGGUUGACUGAAGCCAUGAAUGGGGCUUUAUGUGGACACAGCUUUAUGUGUGAUAGGGAACCCUGGUGUGGUCUCAGUUCCCAAUCAGGCAUUCAGGGACUUUUCUCAUGUUCCUCCAGCUUUGUGAAGGGCAGUGUGGGACUGCUGUACGUGCAGCAGAUGAAGACAGGGCCUGCAGGCAUGAUCCAGUCUCAGCAGUGUACAGGAGGGUCUUGGGAGAUCAGAAUGGCCUCGACCAGAGCCAGGGCCUUUUUGGCCGUGGCCCCGGCCUGGUGGAACGCUCUCUCACAAGAGGCUAGGGCCCUGCGAGAUUUGACAUCUUUCUGCAGGGCCUGUAAGACGGAGCUGUUCCGCCAGGCCUUUGGUCAGGGUUCAGCCUGACUCGUUUUCUCUUUGUAUAAGAACAAGCAUGAAGGAGGUUCCCAGCCUGCUCAUAGGUCCUUAUAAUAUCAGUGGAAACAGUUGGUCUUGGCAAGUAUUAACCGCUUCCAAUUUUAACCUGAAGAUUGCCACGUGUCCAGUUUUAAUUUUAAUGUUAAUUGUUUGAAUUAACUGUGGGAUGUAUCUUAGUUGAUUGAUCGCUUGUGUUAUGCAUAUCGUCUUAUUUAUAUGAUGUUAGCUGCUCUGAGUCCAGCUUUGGCUGGGGAGGACGGGCUGAACGAUGGGGGUGAAGACACUCCUUAUCAAUUAAUGUGAUUCGUCAAUGGGAUAGGAGGACUAGAAGUGAAAAACUCUGCAGAAGCAAAUAACUAAUGAUCCACUUGCCUUCAUGAUACUUCACUACCAACUCUUAAAUAGUAGGAUGGAAUUGGCUGGUGUGUUCCAGAAACAUGGGCUGGUGGAAGUAGCUGUGAAGGAGAAAAGAUUGGGAUCUAAUGGCUCUCUGUUGGACUAUAAUAGGAAUAGGCAUGUUCUAAGCAGAGGCAACAUACCAUUGGUGGCUAACUUAUUAAAAACUACAAGGACAACUCUGCUGUACUGUAUUUUCAGAGAACUUCAUUACCUUAAAAGAAGAAAGCAAGCAUUAUUUUAUUCCAAAUAGAGAGGCACUAAUUAUUGACAUUUGUACGUAAUUGCUUUGUGACUGUGUACCCUUGGAAGCAAUAAUGAAUCUCUCUAAGGUUAUGAUUUAAUGUGGUAAUCCAACUAAUGCUAAUUACCUGACACUGUAACACAACAGACAACAGCAGCUGUGGCAGCAGCAUCGAUGGCAUCAAGAGAUUUCAGCGGCGUGGGUGGAUUGGGGGAGCUCUUGGAAAGUUCUUCAGAGGCAUCUAAAUUAAGCUCCAAAAGUGCUAAAGAAAGAAGGAACAGGCGAAGGAAAAAAAGGCAGAAGGAACUUUCGGAAGAAGAAGAUAGGGCCGAAGCUGAAAAGUUUCCUAAAUCUGAAUCUGAAGACAGUAUCCGAAGGGGAGCUCACCUGUCCUAUGAAAAAAGGACUUCAACUCACCAGGUAAAGUAUGCAAGCUAUGUAAUUCUGAGGCAAAUUUUUUCAUGUAUAUCCCAGGUCAUAAGGAAUAGGACAGAGCCCUUUUCAUGGUGGCCCCACAACUGCACAACUCUCUUCCACAAGUGGCCUGCUAUGCUCCAUAAUUAGGGUCUUAUAGAAAAUCCAUUAAGACUAUUUCUUUCUUUUUUUUGGUCCAAGUCAAGGUGUACAAAUAGAGACUGGCUUUGUUUUGCAGUGUCUCCCACUGAAUUCUAUGGAACAAGCUAAAAAGCAUGCAAUCUGGGUCAUAGUUGAAAGAAGGCAAAGCCUGCAGAUACUGGGGGGUCACCAAGGGCAGAGAGGAUAUUUCACCCUCACCUCAACAGUGUCCCUGAGUGCAUCCUUUUACUUUCUCCCAUAUAAGUGAAUAUUUACAUUUGAGGACAAAUAAGAGGUGGAGGCAAAGGCUGCCCCACCACCACAGUGACCCCAUUGUGGGAAUUGUACCUCUCCUUCCAGUACCGAAUGUCGUGUCGGGGGAACAGAGUGGGGGCUACAUGAUCCCAAGACAUAGGUGUAGGUGUUAUACAUUUAUUUCUAAAACUUGCCACUACCAAAGUCCUGAAGCAAUUUACAGUCAAACGAAAAGAUCAAAUAGCAAAAAUAAAAUAAAACGUAUUAAAAACAUAUGCAGAACAAAAUAUCAUAAAAGGGUUUAUCUCCAUCCUAACCACCACAUGAAAUUUACAUGUGAAAUGUUGUAACGUAUAUAAUGGUGGUUUAAAAUAAAAGUUGCUAAGCCAGGAACUUCAAACCUCUUAUUUCAGAGUAUCUUUAGAACCAAUAGGAAAAUCAAUCAGACUAGUCCAGGGAUUACUGGAAGUUUAAAGUAACUAGAUCCGAAAGCAUAUUCAGAAGCAGGAGUAAUAAAUCUUAACAGAAGGAUCGUCUCCCCACCUCCCAGUACUAGUGAUGACUUUAUUUAUUCAUGAGUACUGCUAAUGAAAUAUGCAGAGAGGGAGUAAAAGAUUCCAUUAAGGAGUUUCUUGUUGUGCAAUUAAAUAAAAGCGUGGCCAGCAAAAAUUGAUUCCCACCCCCCCUUCUCUCAGUGGCAAAGUCACCAUCUUCAGGUCUCUUGUGGCUGCUGGAUGUUGCUUGAAAGCAUUAAUUGAUGAGACAAUAUGAUUAAUAAAUGGAGGAUUAAUAGAUCUCAAGUUAAAUGGAUUUAGCCAUUGGGCUUCCCCCAAAGCAGUAAGCAACAGCCGCCUACUUAAUACGCUUUCUUUUGCCUUCGGAAGCAUCUACUGAUGUUUGAAAGAUCCCCCUUGAGGAUAAUGCAGGGUGGGUCAUGGCUAUGUAUAAUUAAAUGGUUGAGGAGAUUUUUCCUAACAAUGUUGCCUUGCAUAAUGGGUUGGAGAAGAACAAGUAAGCCUGGGCUGUGUAAAUGAGUGUCAAAACUUAAAUAGGAACAUAGAAGUCCCCUUAUACUGAGUACAGUGGUGCCUCGCAAGACGAAAUUAAUCCGUUCCGCGAGUCUCUUCGUCUUGCGGUUUUUUCGUCUUGCGAAGCACGGCUAUUAGUGGCUUAGCGGCUUUAAGAAAAAGGAAACAAACUCGCAAGAACUCGCAAGACCUUUCGUCUUGCGAAGUAAGCCCAUAGGGAAAUUCGUCUUGCGGAACAACUCAAAAAAUGGAAAACUCUUUCGUCUAGCAAGUUUUUCGUCUUGCGAGGCAUUCGUCUUGUGGGGCACCACUGUAAUUGGUCCAUCUAUGGUCCAUCUAUGAGCACUAAUAUAUACUCAAAGUGUAUACUCAGUUCUGAACAAACUAAGCCUCGUCACAGCUGCCAGAGGGCUGUGAAAAAUUGUGUGCCAGGCUUUUUGGACUCGUCUACCCAUGAAGUUUCUGAAACCAAAGGGGGUACAUUGGUUGCCCGGUAUGAUCCCCCCCCCCAGCUCUCCUACCCCACUAUUAAGGUUGCAGGGAUUGAAACUUCCGCAGGCAAAGCUCUCCUACCUGAGCUAGCAUCCUUCCCAAGACCAGGGGAGAUCUGGGUCUAUGGAAGAAUAAGCCAAGUUGAGUAUCCUGAAACAGUGGGACGCGGGUGGCGAUGUGGGUUAAACCACAGAGCCUAGGACUUGCUGAUCAGAAGGUCGGCGGUUUGAAUCCCUGCCACAGAGUGAGCUCCCAUUUCUUAGUCCCUGCUCCUGCCAACCUAGCAGUUCGAAAGCAUGUCAAAGUGCAAGUAGAUAAAUAGGUACUGCUCUGGCAGGAAGGUAAACGGCAUUUCCGUGCACUGCUCUGGUUCACCAGAAGCAGCUUAGUCAUGCUGGCCACAUGACCCGGAAGCUGUACGCCGGCUCCCUCGGCCAGUAAAGCAAGUUGAGCGCUGCAACCCCAGAGUCAGCCAUGACUGGACCUAAUGAUCAGGGGUCCCUUUACCUUUAAGUCAAAAGCAAUUAAAACAACAACAACCCACGAGUGGUUCCAAAUACUAACUGUGUUGUUGUUUCCCCUCUUCCCCUCCCCCACCCCCCUCACAGUCUUUGUUGAGCCUUCGCGGCUCCUUGUUUUCCCCGAGGCGCAACAGCAGAACCAGCAUUUUCAGCUUCAGAGGCCGAGCAAAGGACAUAGGAUCGGAAAACGACUUCGCUGACGAUGAGCACAGCACCCUCGAGGACAACGAGAGCAGAAGGGACUCUCUCUUCGUCCCAAACAGACACAACAGCGAACGCCGUAACAGCAACACCAGCCAGGCGAGCCUGUCGUCGAGGAUGGUGCCGGCAAUUCCGGCAAACGGGAAGAUGCACAGCACCGUGGAUUGCAAUGGCGUCGUUUCCUUGGCGGGAGGACCUCCUGGGCUCAUAUCACCUCCUGGGCAGCUUCUGCUGGAGGUGAGAAGCUUCCUAUUCCACUCUGUCGCAUCUGGCAUGUUUCUUACAUCUUAGACCCCCGGUUGGAGACCUCAAGCUCAGGGGUCGAAUGAACAACUCUGUCUGGCCCUCAGAACUCUCUCCAGGCCACACCCACCACGGAUUCAUCUUUUCCCCCUGAGUUUCUUUCCUGGCUUCAAUGUGCCCAUGAACUCUUAAUCAUGCUUGUUGUUUGUCUGGAUGGAGAUAGAAGGGUGUAUUUAGAAAGUAGACUACUGGGGUAAAAGCAAAAAUUACAUUCAUCGCAUGUGCCGUCAAGUGGUAGCCCAGAAUGGAAUGUGAACCAGGUUUCCCCAUCCCUGCCUUACACUAUGAUGCCUCUGUUUGUGUACACUGCCUCUGAUUUUCCCAGAUGGCUACCACCACCACUAAAGCACAUGCAAAGUUGUGCGUAUUGAACACCACCAAAAAAACCUCAGAUCUUGGUGUGAUCUUGGGGGGUCACAUUUAUAUAGCUUAUGGCUUGAGUUCCUGGAAUUAUAUGGACCACAAUUGUAUUUUCAGGGUACCACCACCGAAACAGAAAUAAGAAAAAGAAGAUUGAGCUCUUACCAGAUUUCGAUGGAGUUGAUGGAAGAAUCUGCAGCAAGGCAAAGAGCCAUGAGUAUAGCCAGUAUACUCACAAACACCAUGGAAGGUACCGGGUUGGGGGGGCAGGAAUAUGUUUGGCCAUGUAUUGUGCUGAUAUCACACUCUUAAAAGAGGGCCACUUCUAUUUCAGUGGAAAGUAAGUAUUGUUAAGUGCUGAACCCUUAGGCAUUCAUUGAGCAUUUCCAUUAUUUAGAGUGAUUCAAGUUGAUUCAGCCCUUGUAAAAUUCCCUAAUUUUGUUUCCACCUCCCUGUCAGGCAGCUGUUAAAAUGGUUUUCAGGUGAUUUUUGCAUCGUCUCUAAUGAUGGCAUGCCUGGCCUUCCUGGGUAACAGGUAUUUCUGAUGCACCAAAGAAGAAAAGAAUCUUCCUGUUCUUAGUGGCAUGAGAAGCAAUUAGUUUGUACCAAAACUUGUGCCUCAUCUACCUCAUCUAAGUGCUAACGCUUCAAAAUGGCAGUGGUUGGCAAACCAAGGGAAGACAAUUGUAGCCUUGUGUACACGCCAGUCAGAUUUUUAUUGUUUGUGGGCAACGCCCAUUACAAUAUAAAUCACAAAACAACCACAAUGGGCAAUCCAAUACAAGGGUAAGUAAAAGCAUCAAGUUUUUGAAUUACAAAUAAUCGAAACUUAAAAUGAUAAAUCAUUUAUAGGUUUUUUAAAAAAAUUCCCUUAGCAGUUUGUUUUUUUUAAGUAUCCUGUAACAUUCUCAUUUUUAGCUAACAAACUUGCUAACGUCAGCCAGCAACCAUCUAAUUUUGUAAUAAUCAGAUAAUCCUAUGUAGUGUAUAGUUCUGGCUGUUCAUUGCAGAAAGCUGAUUUAUUUUUUAUUUUUUUAACAAAUAUCUUGCCUAUAAAAUCUUUUUCCAGAACUUGAAGAAUCCAGACAGAAGUGUCCACCAUGCUGGUAUAGAUUUGCAAACACGUUCUUGAUCUGGGAUUGCUGGCCUCCUUGGCUAAAAGUGAAGCACAUCAUGAAUUUGAUAGUGAUGGAUCCAUUUGUGGAUCUUGCUAUCACCAUCUGCAUUGUUUUGAAUACGCUGUUUAUGGCUAUGGAGCACUAUCCGAUGACUCCCUAUUUCAACCAUGUCCUUUAUGUUGGAAACCUGGUAUGUGAACAAUUAUUUAUUCACGUGAUCUUAUACUAGGAAUCCUUAAGGCAAUGUACAAUGCGGUAUACAAGAAUUUUGAAAUGUAACUCAAUUAAAAAGAGAAGCCGAGUAAAAAGCAGUGGAAUGUACCAGAAUCGAGAUGCACAGAAUCCAGAUAUGUAGCACCAUCUUGAAAAAAUUUCCCCGAGUAACAGGGGAGAUUUUCAGUGGCAUCCAAAAUUAUCUGAAGGAAGUGUGCAUGCACACGAAAGCUCAUACCGAUAACAAACUUAGUUGCUCUCUAAGGUGCUACUGGAUGGAAUUUUUUAAAUUUUGUUUUAUCUAAAAUUAAAUCAGUGAUGAGCAUCACUGGGUUUCCCUGAUGAAAGUUAUUUAGCAAACGUGCUGUAAAAGUCCUGCUCCAAGAUUACCAGGUUUAAUCCCCUGGAGGAAAGGGCUGGAUUUUCAGGCUCUCUUUAUGAACCCCUCAGGUGUCCCCGAAAGUGGGUGGGAGAGCCCCCAUUCAACAAAUUGUCACUGCCAUCCCAGAGCCCGAACAGGACAUCCUCUGUGGACUCCAAAGAGGGUCUCCUCAUGAGCCAGAGGUGCAGCGUGGCUUUGCUGAGGUCCUUCAGCCUCCUAGCUAACAGCUGGCAUGUGGGAAAACAACGCCUCAACUGAGCAAGCCCCCAGGCUCUUUGGGCUCGUUAAGCAGCUCAACUGAAGCGCUGAGGCCCCUCCCUGCCUCAGCUGAGCAAGGCCCCACCCUGCUGAGGGAGGAGCUCGUUAAGCAGCUCAACUGAAGCGCGGAAGCCCCUCCCUGCCUCAGCUGAGCAAGGCCCCACCCUGCUGAGGGAGGAGCUCGUUAAGCAGCUCAACUGAAGCGCGGAAGCCCCUCCCUGCCUCAGCUGAGCAAGGCCCCACCCUGCUGAGGGAGGAGCUCGUUAAGCAGCUCAACUGAAGCGCGGAAGCCCCUCCCUGCCUCAGCUGAGCAAGGCCCCACGUUGCUGAGGGAGGAGCUCGUUAAGCAGCUCAACUGAAGCGCGGAAGCCCCUCCCUGCCUCAGCUGAGCCAGGCCCCACCCUGCUGAGGGAGGAGCUCGUUAAGCAGCUCAACUGAAGCACUGAGGCCCCUCCCAGCCUCAGCUGAGCAAGGCCCCACCCUGCUGAGGGAGGAGCUCGUUAAGCAGCUCAACUGAAGCGCGGAAGCCCCUCCCUGCCUCAGCUGAGCCAGGCCCCACCCUGCUGAGGGAGGAGCUCGUUAAGCAGCUCAACUGAAGCGCGGAAGCCCCUCCCUGCCUCAGCUGAGCAAGGCCCCACCCUGCUGAGGGAGGAGCUCGUUAAGCAGCUCAACUGAAGCGCGGAAGCCCCUCCCUGCCUCAGCUGAGCAAGGCCCAACGUUGCUGAGGGAGGAGCUCGUUAAGCAGCUCAACUGAAGCGCGGAAGCCCCUCCCUGCCUCAGCUGAGCAAGGCCCAACGUUGCUGAGGGAGGAGCUCGUUAAGCAGCUCAACUGAAGCGCUGAGGCCCCUCCCUGCCUCAGCUGAGCAAGGCCCAACGUUGCUGAGGGAGGAGCUCGUUAAGCAGCUCAACUGAAGCGCGGAAGCCCCUCCCUGCCUCAGCUGAGCCAGGCCCCACCCUGCUGAGGGAGGAGCUCGUUAAGCAGCUCAACUGAAGCGCGGAAGCCCCUCCCUGCCUCAGCUGAGCCAGGCCCCACCCUGCUGAGGGAGGAGCUCGUUAAGCAGCUCAACUGAAGCGCUGAGGCCCCUCCCUGCCUCAGCUGAGCCAGGCCCCACCCUGCUGAGGGAGGAGCUCGUUAAGCAGCUCAACUGAAGCGCGGAAGCCCCUCCCUGCCUCAGCUGAGCAAGGCCCCACCCUGCUGAGGGAGGAGCUCGUUAAGCAGCUCAACUGAAGCGCGGAAGCCCCUCCCUGCCUCAGCUGAGCCAGGCCCCACCCUGCUGAGGGAGGAGCUCGUUAAGCAGCUCAACUGAAGCGCGGAAGCCCCUCCCUGCCUCAGCUGAGCAAGCCCCCCCCCUGCUGAGGGAGGAGCUCGUUAAGCAGCUCAACUGAAGCGCUGAGGCCCCUCCCUGCCUCAGCUGAGCCAGGCCCCACCCUGCUGAGGGAGGAGCUCGUUAAGCAGCUCAACUGAAGCGCGGAAGCCCCUCCCUGCCUCAGCUGAGCAAGGCCCCACCCUGCUGAGGGAGGAGCUCGUUAAGCAGCUCAACUGAAGCGCGGAAGCCCCUCCCUGCCUCAGCUGAGCCAGGCCCCACGUUGCUGAGGGAGGAGCUCGUUAAGCAGCUCAACUGAAGCGCGGAAGCCCCUCCCUGCCUCAGCUGAGCAAGGCCCCACCCUGCUGAGGGAGGAGCUCCCCCUUGCCUCAGCUGAGCAGCCUCAACAAGCUUCUGACUGCCAAGGGGAUGCACCCCCCCAGCUCAAAAGGAUCGCCUUUAGGCUGGGUCUUCUGAGGGAGGUGUGUUCCGGCACCUUUUUCCCCAGAAAAAAAGCACGGGGGGGCACUAUUGCCAUGGUUUUGCCCCACUAGACACACCACUCCUGCCCCACAGGAUAAAGGAAAUGCUUGUGGACAGUGCUAUUUUUCUGAAAAAAGAGGUGCCAGAAUUCACCAUGAAUUCACCCUUGCUCUCCUAUAGUGGUGCCCACCUGAGAGGUGCCAGAACUGAGUUCUAGUGAGUUCUAGUGAGUUCUGGCUGCAAAAAAAUAAUAAUAAAAAAAUGGCCUGCUUGUGGGUAACUAGAAAUAUCUACUUCAAACUUGUCACCAUCUUUCGCUUGAAAAUAAAGCUAUGCACAAUAAAGGAAAGUAGUUGCUAAUGCCCUAAAAAUCACUGCUGUUAACCAAACAGGUGUAUUUUGUGUGCUUUUUAAAGUUUGAUUGCACUGUUUGUUAAAAUGAAUAAUCACCAUCCUAAUUCCACAGGUGUGGGUCUCCUUAGCAAAGCCAUUGGGAAGACUAGCGGGAAAUGACUAUGCAAAGCUCUUAAACAGAUGACUCUCUUUGCAUCCCGCCCCUAUUACCUUCGCUUCUUUAGGCUCUCAUUAAUGAAAAUGCGAUUACGAAUGUUAUUUGACAAUAUUAGAGAAUCUUAGCCCAUGUAAUCUAAGCUGCUUUGCAGAGAUCAUUUGUGGAGCAACACUUAGGCUUAGCCUAUAUAAUUUUUUCACAAGCUGAUUUAGUCGUGCCGCCAUUGUUCCAGCACAGAAUUGUCUGCAACGCUGGAAAGUUUGUAGAUCACAUUGCCAUCUCAUUACCUUUGUUCAGUAAAACAAAUUACUUAGGAACCUAAUAUUUCAAAAAGUGCUUUAAAAUAAGAAAAAAGACCAUCAUAAUAAUGUUACCACUUUAGUAGUGUGGUGGUGGAAUAUUUAACAGUACCAUUCUGAUAAUCCAAAUUAAUUCUAAUAUAUCAGUGCCUGACCUGAAAGUCCCCAUUUAUGUCCUCACGUCCCCAGACAGAAAUUAUACCUUUAUGGACCUUUCAUUUUCCUAGAACACGAAACUAUAUCAGCUUUUAAUGUGAAAUAUGAACACAAAUAGAAUAAAUAUUCAUACCUGUGUAAUUUAACACUGUUCAAGUUCCAGCGAAUGACCUACUGAUUUAGAGGUGCUGAUUCAAAAUGCAUAAGAACAGCACAUUUGGCUGGUGCCCUUAGUGCCAGAUAUAAUUAGAUCAUGCCAUCUAUGCCCACUGUAUUAUGUUCCACCCUUUUCUGUUAUUAUCAUUAUUACAAUUGAUUUAUCAGCUGCACCAUUGUCUCAAGGCGGUUUACACAUGAAGUGUUCUAGGGGCCAUCAAAAGUAUUCUUAAAUCCCCAUUGUGGGUAUCUUAGGGUGCAGGUGCAAGUGAGCGGUGCAGAAAAUCAAAACAGACUACAGUACUCAGACCAUUUACUUAAGCAUGUGAGGUGUGACUUUAACCUUGCAAUCCACCUAUUUUCCGGUUAAUUUAGGGCUGGUUCCCAAAGGCCAGUGGGCCUCGUAUGAGUGUAUCAGGCGUGUGCAGGAUUGCUAGGUUCAUAUUCCAGAGGCACUUGCGCAGAAACACUGAUCACAUCCACACAUAGCUUCCUUCAGUAACCCCGGGAAUUUUCACAUACCUGCAAUUCUUAGCACCCUUAGCAAGCUGGAGUUUGUGGUAACAAUAAAAUAUUUGUGUUCCCGAUCACUUGUUUUCAAACAUAUGUGGGAAACAGGUACGCACUGUAGGGUAUUCCCAUCUGAAGCAGUCUUCAUACUGUAUUAACUUUAAUUAGGGACGAGUGCUGGUUCAUAAUGUCCUCCCUGCUGGUACUCAUUUAAAAACCUCAACUCUUUUACUCUCUUAAUCUCUUAACCUCAUUUUCUUGGUUUCUGUCCAAAGGAAGUUAAUUUACUAUUAUUUGGUGGCCUGCUUUGUAGCUUGGCAAUUGAUUAUGAGCCUUUUCCUUCUUCUCCUUUUCAGCCAAAGGAAAUUACAAUGAAAGUCCUUGAUUACUUCUACAUAAUUUAAAAAUUAAUCGUAUUAAAAUUAAGUGUUUCGUUUUUAACAGAAAAACAUUAAUUGAAGGGGCUUCAGAAGUGACAGGAGAAUGUCUCCGCAGAAAUGAAGAGUUCAAGCAAAAGUAUUUUUUAAAAAUGACCCAAAUGUUAGGGAUAUCGAAGAUAAGAGCAUUUUUCUGCUAUGUUACCUGAAAAUAUCUGCCACCCUAUUUUUUUACUAUGACAGCAUUCCAGAAUAUGAAAUGCAGUAGGAUGUGAAUAAUAUAUAGAGAGAGAUUGCUAUCCUAAUGCUGUUCUAGCAUUCAUUCCACAGGAUGACACAAUGAAAGACCACCCUAAACUCACCAUUUUAAAGUGGUGAGCCCCUUAGGAAUCAAUUAUAAAGGGACCCCUGACCAUUAGGUCCAGUCGUGACCGACUCUGGGGUUGCGGCGCUCAUCUCGCUUUACUGGCCGAGGGAGCCAGCGUACAGCUUUCGGGUCAUGUGGCCAGCAUGACUAAGCCGCUUCUGGCGAACCAGAGCAGCACACGGAAAUGCCGUUUACCUUCCCACCAGAGCGGUACCUAUUUAUCUACUUGCACUUUGAUGUGCUUUCGAACUGCUAGGUUGGCAGGAGCAGGGACCGAGCAACGGGAGCUCACCCUGUCGCAGGGAUUCGAACCGCCGACCUUUUGAUCGGCAAGUCCUAGGGUCUGUGGUUUAACCCACAGCACCACCCGCGUCCCUUCUACUUCGUUUCAAAUAAUUUUUUAAGUUUGUAAACUUAGUAUGCAAUUGGGCUAGUUUAAUUUAAAAGAACUCAAAUGAAGUGUAAACUAAUUCAUUAUACUUGCACUUAGGUCUUCACUGGGAUCUUCACUGCAGAAAUGGUCCUCAAGAUAAUAGCCAUGGAUCCUUAUUACUAUUUCCAAGAAGGCUGGAAUAUUUUUGAUGGCAUCAUUGUCAGCUUGAGUUUGAUGGAGCUGGGUCUUGCAAAUGUGGAAGGGUUGUCAGUCCUAAGAUCCUUCAGACUGGUAAAUGUGCAAGCAGUACAACACAAGUUUUCACAUAAUUUCCAGUAUUUAUAGGCAGAAUGCAAUAUUGGCUUCGGCGUAUUUGAAAGAAACUGAGAUCAAACUUUUUUACUGCUUUGAAUUUAAUAGUUGAAUUUAAUGUUGAGGCAGGUGAUUAGCUGUGGGAGGAGCUUAUCCGAGCUUGCAGGGCAGCAGUUGGAGAAGGAGCAAAAAGGGUUUUCUUGUGUGUGUGUGUUUCUUUGUGGCUGAUUAGCUGCUCUAAAGGUCAGAGGGGGCAGGGUUUCUGUUGAGGCAGGUGAUUAGCUGUGGGAGGAGCUUAUCAGAGCUUGCAGGGCAGUUUGAUCCAUCUUUUAGAUUUAGGGGAGCUAGUCUCAAACGUUUGUUGGGGGAGACCUAGGUUUUUUGUGGGGAGUUAUUUGUCCUGUCUUCAUGCUUUUUAUGAUGGAGGACCGCUGUAGCCACCCCCAACGACACGUUCUCAAGAUGGAGGGGAGGGAACAGCUGCAGUCGCCUGCGGUUCCUGCGCAAUGUUUGCCAUCUUGCCAAAGGUUGCAGGCAGCUUUACCUGCAGCAAUUGCAUGUUGAUUGCCCUCUUAAAAGACAAAGUCCAGCAACUGGAGGAACGUGUAGCUACGCUCCAAAGAAUUAGAGAGCUGGAGCUCUUCUUGGAAGCAACAGAGCACACUGUCUCCACCAAGGAGGAGACAGGGGACUCCCUGAGAAGGAGGCUAGUUCACCAACACAGGAGCCAGAUAUAUGGAGAAACAUGACUCAAAGAAGUAGGAGGCCCAGGGUUCGCUCUGAUUGUUUAGAAAUACACAAUCGCUUUGAGGUCCUCUCCCUAGCAUGGAAGACGAAGAGCAGACUCCAUUUGAGGAUCUCUCCCUCAUUACAGUCGAUCAGGUAUAUGAAGAUGAGCAGCAAAGUCAGUCCUCAGGGAACGUGCAGGCGACCUUGGAACGGACAGCUCAUGGAAGAACCCCGACCAAACCUAAGAGGAGGCGUGUAGUGGUGAUAGGAGAUUCCCUACUGAGGGGAACAGAAGCAGUGAUCUGUGGGCCUGACAAGAUGUCUCAGGAAGUGUGCUGUCUCCCCUGGGCUAAGAUCCAAGAUGUAACUGAACAACUGCAAGGAAUCAUAAAACCCACUGACAAAUACCCCUUCCUCUUGGUUCAUGUGGGAACCAAUGACACUGCAAGCAAUAGCCUCCAGAAGAUCAAAAGAGACUACGAGGCUCUGGGCAGGAAAUUGAAGCAAUUAAAUGCACAAAUUGUCAUCUCAUCUGUCCUCCCAGUUGAACGACGUGGCCCAGGGAGAGAUGGGAAAAUAGUGGAAGUGAACAGCUGGCUUCGCUAAUGGUGUAAACAGGAACGGUUUGGAUUCUUAGAUCACGGACUGCAGUUUCUUGAAGAUGGACUUCUGGCAAGCGAUGGGCUGCACCUCACAACGGUUGGGAGAAAUGUUUUUGCCAAAAAUCUCAGAAACCUCAUCAGGAGGGCUUUAAACUGACUAAUGUGGGGGAGGGAGACAGUGCUCCUGAAGGUAGGAGUCUAUCAAUUGAUGAAGAUGAUCAUCCGAAUGUCAUAGACCAAAUGGAGCAAACAGCACACAGACCUAGUGGUGGGAGGAAAAAAGCCUUAAAUAAGAGACACGGGGGAAUGAUUAAUGGACUUCAAUGUCUGUACACUAAUGCGCAAAGCAUGGGAAAUAAACAAGAUGAGCUUGAGCUCUUGGUACAGCAAACUAAAUAUGACAUAAUAGGCAUCACUGAAACCUGGUGGGAUAAGUCCCACGAUUGGAAUGUAAUAAUGGGGGGAUACAAUCUAUUUCAGAGAAACAGAACAGACAAGAAAGGAGGAAGAGUGGCGUUAUAUGUCAGGGAUGUGUAUACCUGUGAAGAGAUCCAAGAUUUAGAACCUCAAAGCCAAAGUGAGAGCAUUUGGGUCAAAAUUAAGGGAGAGAAGAAUAACAGUGACCUCAUUGUGGGAGUUUACUAUAGAUCCCCAAGCCAAACGGAGGACAUAGAUGAUGCCUUCCUGGAACAGAUGGCCAAGCAUGCAAAAGGAAGGGAGAUAGUAGUAAUGGGGGACUUCAAUUACCCGGAUAUUUGUUGGAUGUCAAACUCAGCCAAGAGCAUAAGGUCAAACAGAUUCCUCACUGGCCUUGCAGACAACUUCAUUGUCCAGAAAGUGGGAGAAGCAACAAGAGGAACAGCCAUUUUAGAUCUGGUCCUAACCAAUGUUGAUGACCUGGUUAGUGGGGUAGAAGUGGAAGGAUCAUUAGGCGCGAGUGAUCAUGCUCUUCUGAAGUUUACUAUACAGCGGAAAGGAGCAGCCAAGCAUACUAGGACUCAAUUUCUUGACUUUAAGAAAGCCGACUUCAUAAAACUUAGGGAAGUGCUGGGUGAGAUCCCAUGAACAGUAAUACUAAAAGGAAAGGGAGUUCAUGAUGGCUGGGAGUUUGUUAAGAGGGAGAUAGUAAAAGCACAACCUCAGGCAAUACCAAUGAGACGGAAACAUGGAAGGUGCCUAAAGAAGCCAGGGUGGCUAUCUAAAGAACUUUUAACUGAGUUAAGAUUUAAAAAGGAUGUGUACAAAAAUGGAAAAGGGGGGAAACCACCAAAGAGGAAUUCAAACAAAUAGCCAGCACGUGUAGACACAAAGUCAGAAAAGCUAAAGCACAGAAUGAACUCAGGCUUGCUAGAGAGGUUAAAAGCAACAAAAAAGGCUUUUAUGGGUAUGUUCGUAGCAAAAGGAAGAACAAAGAAACAGUGGGGUCACUCAGAGGAUAAAAUGGUGAAAUGCAAACAGGGGACACAGAAGGGGCUGAACUCCUCAAUGCCUUCUUUGCCUCAGUCUUCUCCGAUAAAGAAAACAAUGCCCGACCUGAAGAAUUUGGAGCAAAUGAUUCAGCAAAGGAAACACAGCCCAGAAUAACUAAGGAGAUAGUACAAGAAUACUUGGCUAGUUUAGAUGUAUUCAAGUCUCCAGGGCCAGAUGAACUGCAUCCAAGAGUAUUAAAAGAACUGGCAGAUGUGAUCUCAGAACCACUGGCAGUCAUCUUUGAGAAUUCCUGGAGAACAGGCGAAGUCCCGGCAGACUGGAGGAGGGCAAAUGUUGUCCCUAUUUUCAAAAAGGGAAAAGAGAGGACCCAAAUAAUUACCGCCCAGUCAGUCUGACAUCAAUACCAGGGAAGAUUCUGGAGCAGAUCAUUAAGCAAACAGUCUGUGAGCACCUAGAAAGGAAUGCUGUGAUCACCAAUAGUCAGCAUGGAUUUCUGAAAAUUAAGUCAUGUCAGACUAACCUGAUCUCGUUUUUUGACAGAAUUACAAGCCUGGUAGAUGAAGGGAACGCAGUGGAUGUAGCCUACCUUGAUUUCAGCAAGGCAUUUGACAAGGUGCCCCAUGAUAUUCUUGUAAAGAAGCUGGUAAAAUGCGGUCUUGACUAUGCUACCACUCAGUGGAUUUGUAACUGGCUGACUGACCGAACCCAAAGGGUGCUCAUCAAUGGUUCCUCUUCAUCCUGGAGAAGAGUGACUAGUGGGGUGCCACAGGGUUCUGUUUUGGGCCCGGUCUUAUUCAACAUCUUUAUCAACAACUUGGAUGAUGGACUCAAGGGCAUCCUGAUCAAAUUUGCAGAUGACACCAAACUGGGAGGGUGGCUAACACCCCAGAGGACAGGAUCACACUUCAAAACGACCUUGACAGAUUAGAGAACUGGGCCAAAACAAACAAGAUGAAUUUUAACAGGAGAAAUGUAAAGUAUUGCACUUGGGCAAAAAAAUGAGAGGCACAAAUACAAGAUGGGUGACACCUGGCUUGAGAGCAGUACAUGUGAAAAGGAUCUAGGAGUCUUGGUUGACCACAAACUUGACAUGAGCCAACAGUGUGACACGGCAGCUAAAAAAGCCAAUGCAAUUCUGGGCUGCAUCAAUAGGAGUAUAGUAUCUAGAUCAAGGGAAGUUAUAGUGCCACUGUAUUCUGCUCUGGUCAGACCUCACCUGGAGUACUGUGUCCAGUUCUGGGCACCACAGUUCAAGAAGGACACUGACAAACUGGAACGUGUCCAGAGGAGGGCAACCAAAAUGGUCAAAGGCCUGGAAACGAUGCCUUAUGAGGAACGGCUAAGGGAGCUGGGCAUGUUUAGCCUGGAGAAGAGGAGGUUAAGGGGUGAUAUGAUAGCCAUGUUCAAAUAUAUAAAAGGAUGUCACAUAGAGGAGGGAGAAAGGUUGUUUUCUGCUGCUCCAGAGAAGCGGACACGGAGCAAUGGAUCCAAACUACAAGAAAGAACAGUAGGAAGAACUUCCUGACAGUAAGAGCUGUUUGACAGUGGAAUUUGCUGCCAAGGAGUGUGGUGGAGUCUCCUUCUUUGGAGGUCUUUAAGCAGAGGCUUGACAACCAUAUGUCAGGAGUGCUCUGAUGGUGUUUCCUGCUUGGCAGGGGGUUGGACUCGAUGGCCCUUGUGGUCUCUUCCAACUCUAUGAUUCUAUGAUUCUAUAAGUAUCGCUUGUGAAAUUUGUUAACUGAUUAGUAACUCCACCAUGUUCCCUGAAUUCAUGCUUUAAUCUAGUCUAUAAAACAAAUGUCAUUCCAAAAGGAUUUGACACAUAUACCAAAUGUGAACUGAUGGCUACUGUAGAAAUGCUAAUUGCAAUGGAAAAAAAUAUGUGAAUGCAGUUAUAAAUGCUCAGUAUGUGGCCUGUUUCUCAUUCAUUUCCUAAAUUCCACUAAAUGUAUAUAAGCAGUUUGUUCCUCCUUCUCUCUCUAAAUUUUGACCAACUGUAUUACGUUUUCAUUUCUGAAGCUAAAAGACAAAACACAUGGAGAAGUAUUUUGAGUAGUAAUGAUAAUGUCUUAUUGUUAUUGUUUUCCAGCUCCGGGUUUUCAAAUUAGCAAAAUCCUGGCCGACGCUAAAUAUGCUGAUCAAAAUUAUCGGCAACUCUGUGGGAGCUUUGGGAAAUCUGACCUUGGUCCUGGCCAUCAUUGUCUUCAUUUUUGCCGUGGUGGGCAUGCAGCUGUUCGGCAAAAGCUACAAGGAAUGUGUGUGCAAGAUUGCAGAAGACUGUGAGCUUCCACGCUGGCACAUGAAUGACUUUUUCCACUCUUUCUUGAUUGUGUUCCGAGUCCUUUGCGGAGAAUGGAUAGAAACCAUGUGGGACUGCAUGGAAGUUGCAGGUCAAACCAUGUGCCUCAUUGUGUUCAUGCUGGUCAUGGUGAUUGGAAACCUCGUGGUAUGUAAAUCAGGCUUUUUGAAAAGUAUUAGGAUGUCCAAUAAACGCUGUUUUGUAGAAAAAUCACUAGGCCAGAGUUUGACUCUGGGUCCUUAUUAAGCUUUGCAUUGUAUUAAUAUGAAUGGUUUUACAAGGCUAGUUUUCUUAGAAGAACAAGUUGGCCACAGAAGAAAAAUAUGUUAUUCUAGUUUGCCAUGAGAAAACAGAGGAGAAACUAUGUGUCAGAACAGAAGUGCUUCUCUAUCUAUGCACAUUAUGUUUUAGAAAAAAUGCAGCUGUACAUAGCAUCUUCCUGAUAUAAGCUGAGAAACUUGUGUUUUAAAACAAAGCGGUCUAUUGAUUGGCCCACUGUGUGUGUCUCCUUUCUCCUCCUCCUCCUCCUCUUCCUUUGUUGAUCUUCUUUUUCUGUACAAUAGAAACCUGUAUUGGUUUUGUUCUUUCCCCCACCUUUUAGGUACUGAACCUCUUUCUGGCCUUGCUUCUGAGCUCCUUUAGUUCAGAUAACCUCGCUGCUACUGAUGACGAUAACGAAAUAAACAAUCUUCAGAUUGCUGUGGCAAGAAUUCAAAAGGGAGUAGAUUAUGUAAAGAAAAAAUUACGAGAGGUUGUCGAAAAAGGCGUUGUCAGGAGGCAGAAAGCUGUGGAGGAUAUCAAAGCGCUCGAAGAACUAAGCAACAAGAAAGACAACUACAUUUCCAACCAUAUGAUGGUUGAAAUAACUAGAGACGUUAAUUACCUGAGAGAUGGGAAUGGAACCACAAGUGGUGUGGGCACAGGCAGCAGUGUGGAAAAAUACAUUAUUGAUGAAAAUGAUUAUAUGUCAUUCAUAAAUAAUCCAGGCCUUACUGUGACUGUACCAAUGGCAGUUGGAGAGUCGGAUUUUGAAAAUAUAAAUACAGAGGAAUUUAGCAGCGAAUCUGAAAUUGAAGAAGGCAAAGAGGUAGGAUUUUAUACACACACACACACACACACACACACACAUAUAUACACAAGCACAUGUGAAAUGAAGCUGAAAACUAAUGAAAAAUACAAUUUUGAAUGUAUUUUAUUGACAUUGUCGUAUUUAUGUCUCUGCACAUGUAGCAGUGCUGCAAGAUUAGGCAGUUCUUACUUCAUAGCAACCUUCUUACUGCUUAUUAGUUCCUUUCUUAUUGUAAGCGUGUGUUUGGUUUACAAUGGUGACAUUUCUCCCAUGGUGUGAAAUUUUGAAUGUGUGGGGGUCAUGGUGCAUGAGGAGGUGACUGUUAAUUUCCCUUAUCAGCUAUGAGCCCACCCUGAAAAUUCCCUCACAGAUAAUUUAAAAAUACACCUACUAGGGCCAAUAGGAGGUGAUUCCCCCCAAGCCUUACAGGGGAAAGGGCAAGGAGAGGGGGAUGGGGGCUGAAUGGGGAGACCCUACAGGUUGAAUCAGACCUAUGGACUAACUUACUCCUGAUGGGCUUACUCCUGGUGUCAACAGUGCUGAGCUAGAUGGAGCUAUAGCCAGUAUAAGACAGCUUCCUAUGUCCCCAUGUUCUCUUGCACAUGAGAGUCUUGCAACUCACCUUUCAUGCUCUGCUAUGCAGUAGCAACAGAACAUCAGGUUGAAUGGUAGAAGAGCUCGCCUCAUCAGAGAAGGUGAAAGCUCAGGGAAGGUGUCUGUAAGGGUGUAGAGGAGUUGGAGUCAAUAAUGCCCCCUUGCCACACACCUCAAGUUCCUUAGAGCAUUCCCCCUGGAAGCUGGUAUUUAAAAAGCUGAACAAAAGUGGGGUGUGGGGGGGGGAGAGAGAGACUGUUAACUUAGAUGUAAAAAAACAGCUCUGCCCUGCUUUCCUCACAUCCGUGCUAAUGGGAAACGACUGUUCAGACUAUCACUGAAGCCUAAAAGAAAAUGUAAAGUGGUUUUGAGGAAAACCGCACUAGGCAGAGGCCUACGGGAAUGGGCUGGCCAGGAUCCAAACCCUUCAUGUGCAAACAGAAAGUGUGUCUCAUCCACACAUAGGAAUACGUGUGUGAGAGAGAGAUAAUUUGAGUAGCAGCCCUUCGCACCUCAUGGAGUGCUGUUCUGGGGGACCUUAAGCUUGGAGGAGUUUCAAGGUGCUUCCCAUGAAGGAACAGAGAACUACAUCUAAGUACUUGGGAUUGCAGCUGUGCUGAAUAAUCCUUGAAGCACUUUACUUGAUAGAUUGCUACCGAAACAUCAAGUAUUCAAGUUCUUGAGUAUUAUUUAGUCACCUAUAUGAGUACUCCAGAAAAGAUGCAAACAAAACUUUUUAUGGAAGGGAAUAAAAUGACACAAAUUCAGGAAAAAUGAAAUCUGGACAUCUAUUUAGGUUCUGUGGUGAUCUUGCCUUGGAAAUGUAUGGUUUUCAUUGGGAAAAGCUUUAAAGUAUGGCAUUUCCUAUUUUAGACAGAAGUAUCUCUUUUCGUCCCAAUCUCUUGCUUCCAUAGACUUGAUUCUUCUUAUAUGCAGGAUUUGUAGUUUUUACUACUGACUGAUUAAAUACUUGGUUUGGCGACGUGCACAAUUAUUGACAAGUAUUUAUUAGAGCUGGCUGUAUUCAGUGGGUCAUCUUGACAUCAAAAAAUUUAUUUGAUUCCAGCAUGAGUCAGAAUGGCCAAAGAAAUGAUCUGCUAACAUUAUUACAAACUGCUAUCUAAUGUGACAAUAAUCUCAGUGAGUGGCAUUGAUGAAUAGAAAACAUAAAUGAAGCCUAGCCAAAUGAAGAAUACAUCCUACUUUAUAGAGGGCAGCCCUCUAUUUGAAAUGUUGUCAGAGGACACUCCUCUGUUUCAAGGCAACCUCUGUUUGAAUGCCUAUCUGGUCCAAGUCUCAUUUUAAAAUAUUAAGGCAUUGGUUUGCAUCAAAUUUGCAAAUAAUGUAAGUAAAAAUCCAACAAAAUCUCACCAAAAUGGGGAAUUCCUUUGGCCAGUUGUGCAAAUAGCUAUUAAAUGUUGCUAAACCUUUCACCAGCAAUUCUUUAUGGUGUGUUCUGGAAGCACUGGACAUUUUUUAAAAAUAAGAUUAUCUUUUAAAGUUUCAAAGCCAAAAUGGUUUUUGUGCAUUUGUAUGCUGUAUAAUUUACUCUUACAGCUCUCUCUCUCUUUUACCUGUACUCAAUAAUUUCUUGUAGUGGUUUUUUAACCAGUUAUGUAACAUUUAUAAGAAGUGCACCACCAAUUCCUUCCUCUAGACUAUUCUCUCCAUCAUUCCUUUUCUUGUCAUUAGAUCUUUGGUCUUCUGGUCUUGAAGUACUAUAGUUAAAUGAAUACAUUGACUGGUUGAGAGCUGGGUUCACUUUCUUACCCAGUGACACUUCACCUGUUAUUAGUAGUUUUGAUUUUGAUUUUUUGAAAGGAUAUUUGUUUCCUAAUACCUGGCUGAGAAUAUAUUCUGUGCAGCUUGUUUUAUUUAUUUUCAAAAUUUGCAAUUUUAUUUAUCUUAAAUUGGAGCGUAACUGUGUCCCAAACUAAUGGAAGUGUUUCUCCUUAAUAGAAGCAAUGUUGCUUUCUUCUUCUUUUCAGCUGUGUGGCUCAAAACCUUGAGGGUUGUGCAGGAGCAUAACUUGCAAGAUUCAUACAAUAGAAAGAGACACAUUUAGUUUCACACAUUCAUUCCUCAGGCCCCUCCCCUGGAAUUUUCAUAAUUAAGGUCAAGGGGAAGCCUGUCGAAUUGAGAAGCUCCAGGACAUCUUUGCAGAAAAGAUCUGAAACAACAGCCCUUCCCUCAAAAAAGGAACAGCAGAGGUCUCAGUUACUGAGGAAAACAAACUUCUUGCCAUUUCUAUCUUUUUUCUGUCUUUGGUUCAUCAGAUCCUUCUGCAAGCUAUUGAUUACAGUGUAAAAUGCAGAAUGGUUAAGAAACCAGAAAGGAGAAUAGAAUAAGCCUUUUCUCUUUAUGCUAAAUAAUACAUUAAUUUAGGCUGUAGUCCAAGAGACCACUGAUGAUGGACAGACCAUUUUUUAACAAGUGACACUUAAUAUAUUUCUGGAUUAAAAUAGGAAUCCUGACAAAGGGGAGAUCACAUUGCAGAAGAAGGAGCUUUGCCAGAUCAAAAUGUUCCAGAACAGGGGCAUCGUGGUUCUUGUUUUAACAAAGUAAUAGAAAUCUAGGAUGUCUCCCACUCCCCCCCAAAAACAAGUUGCCUGUCACAUUAGAAUGAAGAACUUCACUUAAAUAGUUGUGCUCCUGUGCGUGCUUAUUUGCAGUAAAUUCCAAUUUAACUCAGAGAGACUUGCUUCUGAACGCUCAUGUGUAUAUUGAGCUUUAAGCUCACAAAGGGCUGGCUCCAGUCAACUUUGGAGAGGAGCUCUCAAACUCAGUCUCCUAACACCAGCACUUUUCCUUGCCAUAGCUGGCUCGCCUGGGGAGGAAGAGUGAAUUUAAGUGGGGGGAAAGAAGGCCCAGUGUCCAUAGUUGGCUCAGUGGUCCGGUUCUCCUGGCUGAUCCCUACAACGCCAGCUGCUGAUUGUGGAUCCAGACUCAUGCUUCAGAAGGAAGAAGGGAGGGGUACAUAAUCCCAGGAUCCUCUCCUGAUCUCUUAACCAUAGUUUAACAACUGUAGGUGAUACAUCACCAGCACAUGAAACAAAACAAAGUAGCUGUGACUGCUAAUCCUUCUUCAUAGUGAUCCCUGUUACUCUGAUUAUGCACACAUAGACCAUGUGGGGAAUCUGUGGCCUUCCACUUGUUGUUAGACUACAACUCCCACCAUUCUUGACCAUUGGCCAUGCUGGGUGGUGAUGAUGGGAGUUAGAUCAUGACAAUAUCUAGAAGGCUGCAGAUUCACUGGCCCUGAUGUAGAAGAUUCUUAAGGAUGUAAACUGAAUUCUGCAACCAGCCAGUUAUCUGUAUAUACCUUUUCUUGCAAGUUUGAUAAUGAUAUCUUUAGCUCUCUUUCUCUCUUCCCCCCCCCCUUCCUGAAAAUGUACUAAAGCCAUGUCUGAAUGCUAGCCUCCAAAGAGCAAAAGACUGGAGGUACUAUGUCAUGAACUUCAUUGCCUGCCAUUCUUACUUCUCACAGGGGUAAAACCAAGCAGGAGCAAUCAAGAAGGCAGCUCUGGUCCUUUUUAACCAGGUAGAUUCAACGUACCGCCACUCUUGCACAGGUUACCUAAGCAAGUUAUACAUACAUAAUCACACUUUUCUGGUGAAUAUUGACUGGCCUGCAUGCUACCGAGCUAUGUUUCCUUCCCUGCCCAUUGCAAGAUGGUCUAGACAUGCACAGCUGCUCUCUGCUGAGUCCUGUGACUCACACAUCACAGCAUGGUCAGGCAAGAUUGGCAACCCCAACAUACAUUUUGAUUCUGCUAAUGACUUUUCUAGAUGUAUUUGAUUAUCAAGUCCUUUCAAUAGCUACUGCAUGACCUAUAGGUUUUGUAAGAUGGAUCAUGAACUGACAAGAAUGUUGAACUCUCCAAAGGCCAAGGGGGAAAAAGGGAGCAUGCAUAGUUUUUAAAAACAAUAAAAACAACCCUUUUUGAUUCAGCCCUUAUAAAUGUGGCACAUAUUUAAUAGUCUUCUUCCGAAGGGGACGGCGACGCGUUAAAUGAAUAUAAUUUCCGAUUUUAAUUGCUUCUUGGGUUUCUCUGUUCUAUCUAUCUAUCUAUAUACAUACACAUCUUUCUUGAACUGUUCUUUCAAGGUGUUGUCAUGCACGGUUCUCUAAACCUAAUACAAUUCCUCUAGAAUUUGUUUGAGGAUUUUCAUAUAUAUAUUAUGAUUCGGUUCAGACUAUAGGAAAAAAAGUAGUCAUGGGCAGAGCAAUUGUAUGAGGGAGAGAGAAUCUAUGGUUGGAAGAACAGCCAAAGCACUCUCAAUCUAGCACCAAGCAAGGCAGUAGGUGGAGAGGUUGGAGAGGAAAUAAAUAUGCCAGCUCCCAGGCUGACAUAUUUCCCUUCCAUGUCAGAGGUGGGAUUGGGAUCUGCCCUGAUCCACCCAUUUUCUCUCCCUGUUUGUGCUGGAGCAUUAAUAGCAGAAGGGGGAUGGUUGUGGAGGUUUCCAUGGACACCACAAGGAAGGUUCCAGGGCAAACCUGCUUCCUCUCUGCCAUUGGAGAGGGACAUCUUCUGUAUCCUAUGGUUGCUGGGAUACCUCCUGGGGAUUACUGGAUUGUACCCUCAUUGUUGUUUCUUUUUAAAAAUAUAUAUAAAAAAUAUCUUUAUCAAACAAUGCAUUUAAAACAAAGAAACAAACCAAAAGGGGUACAUGUUUUCUGAUCAAUUAUUUGAUUUUGAUAUUGGAUAUUAAUAGUGGUAAAACAGAAUAAAUGCCAAAUUCAAACCAAUAAUUCAUAUUUGUUCUUCAGAAAAUGCUCUAUAGUCAAUCUUAUGCUUUUAAAAUUCCCAGAACAUUUGCUUUAAUUUUUUUUAAGCAAACAUUUAUCCAAAAAAGUGAUACUUCUGCAGUCAGAGUGAUGCUUGCUGUUCCACUUCAGAAGGUUUCAGUGGCAGCUGCCAGGCAAGCAGCAAGUGCAGAGAUGGUUGGCUGCAUCCUUGCCUUUAACAAUAAGAUGUUAAAAGCUGUGGUAAUAAUGAAAUCACAAGAUGUUAUAAUAUUGCGGAGUUUGUACUAGCCACUGAGCUUUCACACUUAUUCACAAAUGAGUUAGAACUCUAAAAACAACUUGAUUUGUUCAGGUUUUAAUCUUCUCUGAUCCUCAAAAGUAGGUAAUAGCCAAUUAAAAAAAAUAAUUAAAGUCAAAAUAAAGUGACUAAUUCUGCUAUUGACAUAUUGCUGUUCACUAACAGACAGGUCAAAUAAAAGCAAAAAAAGUAUUUGAUGAGACUCCUGGGCUAGGCGGCGGUACCACACAGAAUGCCUUUCUGAGUGGUUUGCUGUCCAAAACAGACUACAUCUGCUGCAGGGAUCUGCAUCCCCAUAUCAACAUUCCCCAUUACCUGGCCAUAUCUUUUACUGUGGGAGUGAAUUCCCUCCUGCCCAGAGGUAGAGAAACGCAUUACAUAAUGGUCCAGUUCAUGCAAUGCGUUCUCCUAGACCAGGGAUGUCCAACUUCCAAGAGACUGCGAUCUACUCCCACUAUAAUAACACUGGCAGUGCUCUACCCUUUGGAUUAACCAAAGUUGUUGAGCUUUCUUGGGGGAGACCCAUUUUUUUGCAAAUUGAUUUACUCUCCGUUUUUGGUUAUACGAAUCCUACCUUUUGGCAAUGCAAUAACUGGCCAUCCUGAUCAGUGCGCUAUUGGUAAACUUAAGAAAGACAUUAAGAAAUCAUUUUAAGCAAAUUGUUGAGGACUGCUUUCUUGGAGUAUAAAACACAAAUAUUGUCAGGCUGCAGUUCAGGAAGAGGCUUUUGGUUGAAGGGGUGAGAAACAUUUAAUUUGUUGUCUUACUCUCUAUGCAACUAAAACCUUUUUUAAAAAAAAAUCAGAAAUGUGACUGAAUUGUAAAAGAAAAUGAGAAUUAUUUAUCUGAGAGUUUGUCAAGUCUCAGGGCAAUGCUCAAACCAUAUCUCAAGCUGACUUAUCCCUGAUAAUUUAUAAUGGCUGAAUCCCUUUGUUUAUUUUACUGUCACCUGAAUCAUGAAAUGGUUUGUAAAGCUUUUAACAUUUGUAUAACGGCCUGCUCCUGCUCCCAUUGAAACAGUGUCCAGCGAAAAGCAAAUGAGAGCAAGACCGGGCUUUAAGUGAAUGCUUUAACAAUGGAAAUGAGCCCCAUUAACAUGCUGUUGGGCAAAGCUUGUGUUGAUUAUUCUUUUGUGUGUGGGCAAAAAAACCAAGAGCUGUGCUCAAAUCCAAAAGAGGCUGCUAAAGUGGUUGUCCUAUUGCUACCUACUCCUAUUUAGAUGAUAACUGCUGCGUACUAUCCAAUGUUUUAUGAUUCCAAUUAUUUUUUUUCCAUAUCAUCUUUUUUUUUUAAAAAAAGAAGAAGGUGGGUUUCUGCUUUUCUUGGUGCAGUUUCACUAGUAUUGCACAGGCUUCUGCUCUAGUCAAGCAUGUUGUUUUGCUGAUUCAGGCCUUGGGAAUGCUGCAUCAUCAACAAAUGCUUUCCAAUGUGUUCCUUGCGGGUAAUAUGAUGUUCCCUCCCUAGUGGUGUACAGCGGUGACCUUUGAGAGGUCUCUAAUGGAAAACGGGCUGGUAACAUCUUGUCAAAGGGUUCGGUUUUAAAAAAACGCAAAAGUAAUUGUGUAAGUCAGGGAUGGGGAAGCUGUGCCAUAGCAAAUGCUGCCGGACCAAAUCUCCCAACGCACCUGACGAUCCGACAUGCUGGCUGGAGCUUCUGGCGGUUGGGAGUCCAACAACUUCUAGAAAGCCACAGGAUUCCCAUCCCGGGUAUAAGUUAUAUGAGGAUGUUUUUCCUAGUUUGCUUGUUUGAAUAAGAAUGCUCAUCAGAGGAGAGAUACCUGUUGUUCUUUUAAAUUUAAAUUACGGUAUCAGGAUUUUAAUUCUUUUAAAUGUAGCAUGAAUUGUAUAAUUGGCUAGAAUUAUUAGAGUUGUUUAAACUUGGGUCUGAUUCUGUUGUUUAAGGAUGCGCUAUAGCCAGUUUAAAAAAAAAUGCUCACCUUGACCUGGUUCAUAGAUAACAAAGAAUCAUUAUUCCCCACUUUACAGAUGAGUCGUGGCAUGCCUCAGGCUUGUGAACUUCCCAUUUGACAAUUCUCACCUUUCUUACAGGGAAUUUUCAGUGUUGAACUAACCACAGUUCCCUGUGACAUCCAAGUUCAGGGAACCAUAGUUUGUUCCAUCUGUGUUUUCAGAACAACACAGAAACUGAAAUCAAGGUUUGUUCUCACCACACUUUUAAUGUAUGCCAUGGAGAGCUGUGGUUUGUUUAAAACUAGAAGCGAAGGCAUCUGAUCUUUCGGUGCAAAGGAGCAGGAGAAGGGAGUGGGGAGUGCAUGAGCCCAAGAUUCACCAUAGCUCAUUCACGAAGCAGUAAACCAUGGUAUCCUGUUACAUCUAAACCAGGCUAUUCAGUUUGGGUGGUUGCAGAUUUUGCAUUAAGUUAUGGUUUCAAUUUAAAUUGUGUAAUAUCAGAUGAAUAAUACAUGGAUUGGUUUAAUAUAGCUGUUCAAGUUGGGAGGCAUUUUGCUUUCAAUAUACCCAACUAAAUGAAACGCAAAUCCUCCUCGCUGUGUGCUGAAGAAAUCUUCACUGUGAUCACUUGCAAAUUUUUCUCUGAGCUAGCCUUUAAAAUUGCAUUGGCAGGAAGGAAUGAGCCUUUAAAAAUGUGUAUCAAUUAAGAAAUGUGACUUAAUACAAAAGGAGCUCUUAAAACUUCCUUUCUUGCUUAAAGUAGGAUCAGUAUGCUUACAGUCAAGGUAUGUUUUGUUUUAUCUGUUAGGAAAUAAUAUCUGCUGUUCCUGCUAUGUUUGACUAUUAAGUCCUAUCCAACUGGGGAAGGAGAGGUAGGAAGCACAUGCAGCUGGGGGAUGAUCAUAUUGAAUUUAAAAAGGGAAUAAAGUAAAGUACAUUCACAUAUUUUACAAACGACACGUUGUAAAGAUGGUGUUGCUGUAAUGCCAACUGAGAAAUCAGUUUAUGGGAUAUACAAAUAUAUAUUGUUAAGCAUAUAUGCCAUUGCAAAUUUAAAACAAUGGCGUUUGAGUUUGAUUGCAGACAUAAACACGAUUCUGCAAUGGACAGUUGUGAAAACCCAAAUGCCAGUUUCUUCAUCCCCCAGUUAAAGUAAGUAGCUGGAAACGUGCUAAUACAGAAGUAACCAAACACUGAAGUUUACUUUCUGACAAACAUAUUGUUACUCACAUUACUUCAGACUUUAUACUAAAUGAGUUGGCCAUAUGCAGUUCUGCUCACCCCUCCCCAUUUGUGUAAUGUCUGAAUAGGACUGCAGCCUAAACAUUCAAACCCAGAGACUGAAUGGGUUAUUUACUUGUAUAAAGGCAUGGUUGAUUUUACUACUUAUCGGUAAUCUAUCAUCUUGGUUCUCAUAUUUAGUCUCAUAUUUUAAACUUAAUUUGUUUCAGCAAGCUAACUACUGGAGAAUUCUUCCUGGUUUUUUAAUUUGCCUAACAGCAAAAUGCAUCCAGAUUAAUUCAAAAAUGUCAUGCUCAAAUUCUCAAGUGAUGUAAUUCUGUAAAAGCUCAGUUUUAGUCAGCUUCUUCACAGCACAAAAUCAGUAAAAUUACAUAUUCUUCACCACCACUUAAGGAAUUGCACCAUCAGGGCCAAGUUAGACAUGAUGCCAUUCAUGUAAUUAGCAAUUACAAAGAGGGCAUGAAUAAUUACUUUAUGUAGCCACAUAGGUUUCCAGCUCAAAGAAUUCCUUUUUGUAUUUUAAUAUGAUACAGAAAUAUAUAUGCAUAAUCCUCCCUUUGACAUGUCAGUACUAUUGCCAAACAAAUUGCUUUAACAAACUUAGAUCAACCUUUGUUUAAUUUGCUAAGAAUAUAGGUCAGGAUUUCUAGUGUUAGUGCAAACUGUGUAACAUUGAACAGUUUGAUAUUAUUGGUAAUUGUUUUUGCUUUUUACAUAAUAUUUCAUAAUGUUUUAAAGGGUGUCAGUAUAACAAUUAUUUAAAGUUGAAGAGUGAAUUUCUAAUGAAACUAUUUCAGAACAUGCUAAUGUUAACAUUGAAAAAGCUGUUCCAAAUAUAACACAUGAGGAUGCAUAAAUAUAGGACAAAUUCACAAGUUGUCCAUCAGAUGCUGAUCUAGUGAAAGAUGUUCCUUUGCCAGGAUAGCAUAACCAUACAGUUGCCAAUUUUGAACUGAAUGCCUCUGAGCAUGCACAGAGAGUCCCCUCUCCCAAAAGGGGGAAACAACAGAAUGGGAAUUUAUAAACAACUGCCUGGAACAACUUUCCUGUUGGACACAAUAUAAAUAAGCAAGCAAGGGACCAACUGAUCAAACCCCCACUGGCAGAUUGCUGGGAAAAUCUGAAGCCUCCCAUAUUAAAUAGCAGGUCUAAUGAUAUUACACUGGCCGUGGCAAAGUUUCUUUCAGAAGUAAAAAGAAACAAAGAUAAUCAAGUUAGAGACAAAACAAAAUGACUGCUUCGGUUUCUCUCUCUUUCGUGGUUGGCUGUCUUGGCUGUAUUUUGUUCUGAAAUUGUUCUAUGGGUCUUUGGACCGUGAUAAAGAUUCAUUAUAAUAUAAAUAAUGUGCUAAACUCGCUGCCACUGCACUGCAAAACUUGCCAAGUGCCCGUCUACUUACAGAGUUUAUAUGGGCAAAGUCUCUUGAGCAUGUGCAGUAUAAUUUUCUGUCUGAAGUUGUAAAAUGUAAUUUGGUAUUUUAUACAUUUUGGUUCAGUCUGGCUGCCUAGAACAGUGGUGCCUCCAAUGGGUGCUUCAUUCAGUGAGAGACAGCAUGUCACAAAACGCCAGGCAGACACUCAAUAGUGGGGGAAAGCUUUCCUCAUGCUUGACGGCUGGUUGGCUGCCUUACCUGUUUAGUGGUGGCCAGGAACCUUGUGUUCAUCCUUAAACGGUGCUGUUUCUGGGCAGAUGGCAAUGUGGCAGUGUAGGGCACCCGGAUCUACAUUAAAAUGCAAAUUCCCCCCACACAUAGAUGCAUAUAAUAUCCAUAUGUUGUGGUAACUCACACCAGCACACUGACAUAACUCAGCUAGAUUUUUGUGUGGCUGCAUGAAAACAAGCAACCAUGAAAAUCCAAUUCUGGCUGGGUUUCCAAAAUUAUUAUGGCAGAGUAGCAGCCUAUUUUAAUAAUAGCUGGAUAAUAAUAAUAAUAAUAAUAAUAAUAAUAAUAAUAUAUGGAGUCCUACAGUAAAUAGCAGGGUUAUUUUAACAUUAAUUUGCUAGUUUACUCUUCUUCUGAAGUUAGUAAAGAAACUUUGGACAACAGGCUAUUUUCUAUCAUUUCUCUCUUUAGUGGUCCAGUUUUUCUUGAGUGAGUGGGUGAGGAAUUAACAACAAACACACCUAAAUUUAAUAUAAUACAAUGAAGGAGUUUGCAAAUAGUUAUCCAGCCCCAUUUAUUUCGGAAUUCCUAUACACCGUUGCUUUUCUACAACAUAAGGAAAUACUCAGGCUUAUUAUGAGAAAGGGGAAACACAGUUUGACUAGCAUGCUUUUAUUUGCAUUAAAAACAAAACAAGCAAACUUAGGCUGCAAUCCUAUACCCAAGUUACCGAGAAAGGAGUAAACCCAUUGAACUCAAUGGGGCUUCCUUCCGAGUUGACAUAGAUAAGAAUUUGUGGUUCCAUCUGCUAUGCACUGCCAAUAUAAAUUUGGAAGAGCGCUGUCAUACUUCACUAUCUCCUUUUGAGUACGGCAUAAAGUUGCAGGGGGCAAAAAACCUUUUUUUCUGUGGGAUUUUAUUUUCAGAAGUUAAAUGCAACCAGCUCUUCAGAAGGCAGCACAGUUGAUAUUGCCCCGCCUGGAGAGGGUGAACAGGCAGAGAUUGAACCUGAAGAGGCUCUUGAACCUGAAGCCUGUUUUACAGAAGGUAACAGGGAAACAAAAUAAACAAGUUGUGUUUGACAAAUUAACUGUGGACUGCAGUUUUGCUGUGGCACAGCUUGCCACCAUUGCCAAGAUUCUUUCUCUGCUUCCAGCAGCUGGCAGGAUACAAGGUGGGAUUUUGAAUUUAACCCACCUGUGAAAUUGACCGAUCACGGGUUGGCUCAGGAGGCUGCUGACAUAGUGGGGGCAGAGAUGGCCAUAGACUCUGCGGGGUCUUCAUUCAGGUCCGCUUCCCAGGCAUAAAUGUAGGGCCACCUUCUUGCCUUUCAUUGCAGUUGGAUUUCAGAUCUCCUUCCCCGCCCCCCUCCCUUUAUUCAGAGUAUUUUCAUCAUACAGUCUUUGCUUGGUUCCUUGCUAUAGAAGUUUUUGGUCGGCAUAUUUCAGGCCAGGAAGGAAUUUUGCCUCCAGACAAAUUUGCUGGUCUUUGGGUGGGGGUGGGGGGUUGCUUGCCUCAUAGCAACUGUCACAACUUGGGUGGAUAAGGCAUUGGUCUAAACUCCCUAGUCUUGAACGGUGGGGAGGGGUUGAACAUAUUUGCACACCCCCCCCAAAAAAACCCCUGGGUAUCCCUAUAAAGGGAUCCUAAGGAGAGUGUUACUGUCAGCACACAUCAGUACUUCUGGAUGUGGCUAAUGGAUUUUGGAUGUGCUAGGGCUGCCAUACAUCUGGAUUUUCCUGGACAUUACCAGGAUUUCAAAGGGUCUUAGACAAGUCAAUUGAACAAUUGAAAAAUGGCAACCCUAGGAUGUCCCUUUUAACAUUAAGCCAUAACAGCAACUAUCCUCCUUCCUCACAAGGAAGGAUAAAAUGGGUGAACUCCAUAUAUACAGUCCUCGACUCUGUGGAGGAAAGACUGAUUUCUUUAAAAUUCUGAAAUAAAGAUAACCAUAAACAUUUAUUCCAAAAUUUAACAAUUUAAUAUCCUUGUAAACAGGCUGCAUCAAGAAGUUCCCAUGUUGUCAAGUGAGUAUAGAAGAUGGCCGAGGAAAAAUCUGGUGGAAUUUUAGGAAAACCUGCUACAGCAUAGUUGAACACAACUGGUUUGAGACGUUCAUUGUUUUUAUGAUUCUCCUCAGCAGUGGUGCUCUGGUGAGCAAAAAUAAAAAAUAAACACCUGCUAUUUUCUCAGAUUUUUCAAUGGGCAUUAUAGAAUGUAUGGUGGCUAGUACAGUUACUUUCAGGUUUGGAAAUGUUUGAUAAAUAAUCAUGAUUCACAUAUAUUGUAGGAUAGGUGCUUAAAAAAAAACAAGAAUUCCCGCUCUCUUGCUAAUUGUUUGGUAAUAUGUUAGCAGUAGAACACGAAGCAGAAAUGAAAUUUUAGACCUGUGUUUUAAAAAAUAAGGUUUAUCUCUGUGAACGAUAAAGCAAUGAUUCCACCCUCCUCCCUGCCCUAGGCCUUUGAAGACAUAUAUAUUGAACAGCGCAAGACUAUCAAGACCAUGCUGGAGUAUGCUGACAAGGUCUUCACGUACAUCUUCAUUCUGGAAAUGCUUCUGAAGUGGGUGGCCUAUGGCUUUCAAAUGUAUUUCACCAAUGCCUGGUGCUGGCUGGAUUUCCUCAUUGUUGAUGUAAGUACUUGA